This is a messenger RNA of Passer montanus (Eurasian tree sparrow), 8931 nucleotides long. It is a transcript of the gene ZHX3, whose product is annotated as zinc fingers and homeoboxes 3. Gene Ontology annotation, molecular function: DNA-binding transcription factor activity, RNA polymerase II-specific; DNA binding. The coding region runs from base 602 to 3349 and encodes 915 amino acids. The record is from RefSeq and is a predicted model, not a curated record. NCBI's taxonomy places the organism in Eukaryota, Metazoa, Chordata, Aves, Passeriformes, Passeridae. Gene Ontology annotation, cellular component: nucleus. The transcript is spliced from 4 exons. Gene Ontology annotation, biological process: regulation of transcription by RNA polymerase II.
UAGAAAUCGGGUCCCGCCGCUGUGGGAGCGCGGCGUGAGCACCCGGCGGCGUGGGGCGGCCCGGGACCCACUCGGCUGCGUGGGGCGGCUCGGAACCCCUCUCCCCCGGCUGGUCUGGGUUGUUUUUUAGUCUGGGUUUUUAGAGGAAGAAAAGUGCUUUUUUCUAGCCCUCACUAGCUGCUCGCUCUGCGGGCAGCAGACCCCACUCGUGUCGCAGCCGGGGCUUGGAGGGUUGCUCGCAGUGGGGAAUUUUGGAGCUGUGGGUGUUGCGGCAGUGCCAGGUUUAAAGUGCCGCUGCUCGGGACAAACCGGGAUGAGAGCAGACGGCAUCUCCCUGCUCACAGCCCUGAAUCCUGGUGCUACUGAGGCAACUGCAGGCACUUUGAAGAUGUGGCUGAGCACAGAGGAGGGGCAGGAGAACGACAGGCUCAGGACGUGGUCCCUCGAGCAGGUUCAGUGGCAAAUAUGAACAUUUGUCAACAACACCUCGGGACAUCAUGAGUUUGCUGGAAUCUGGACCACAGAACACUUGCAAUAGCGCUUUCUAAAUUUGAAUUUAAUUUAAAUGAAAGAAAAAUAGUCCUCUGGAUCGACUGCAGCGAUGGCUAGCAAAAGGAAAUCCACAACUCCCUGCAUGAUACCAGUAAAAACACUGGUGCUUCAGGAGACCGAACAGGACGCUGGAGAAGAUGAUCAUGAAGGAACACAACCCGAGGCUCCUGCAGAAGGACCAGCAGCGAGUGAUGCCGGGGCUGGCAGCGGUAACAACGGAGCUUUGUCCAACGGGCACCGCGGCGUUGCCGACGGUGACACUUACAUCUGCAGGCCUUGUGACUUUGGCUCUCAAGACCUUCACCAGUUCUUUGGCCACUUGGACUCUGAGCACUCAGACUUCAGCAAAGACCCUGCGUUCGCCUGUGUCGGGUGCAGCUUCCUGGCCAACAGCCACGAAGGGCUCUCGCACCACAACGCUGAGGCGCACGCCGGCGAGGCCGGCUUUGUCUGGAGGCUGGUGAAGCAGGACAGUCGUACGACCGUGGAGCAAAGUCUCUGUGAGGCCACCAGCAGCCACGACCUGCCAGGAGAGGUCCCUGAGGAAGGGGCGGACGGCCAGUCUGAAAUUAUCAUUACCAAAACCCCUAUCAUGAAGAUAAUGAAGGGUAAACCCGAGGCCAAAAAAAUCCACACGCUGAAGGAGAAUGUGUCAAGUCAGCUGGGUGGUGAGGCAGAGGUGAAGGAUGGAGAGCAUUCAUUCCCAAAUGGGUCUGUGCCAGUCAGCCAGCCCACUGCAGGUUCAUCAAAGUCAUCCCACAUAGUGAAUGGCUCCAUCAUAGGAAACGUGCCUGUUCUGCAGGCGGGUGUUGCACAACUUGUGUCUCUGCAGCAGCAGCCCCCCUUGCAUCAGCAGCUCCCUACAUCCAAGUCCCUUCCCAAGGUGAUGAUCCCACUGAGCAGCAUUCCCACGUACAAUGCUGCCAUGGACUCCAACAGCUUCCUGAAAAACUCUUUCAACAAGUUCCCCUACCCCACCAAAGCUGAGCUCUGCUACUUGACUGUGGUGACCAAGUACCCAGAAGAGCAGCUGAAGAUUUGGUUCACUGCCCAGAGGCUGAAGCAGGGCAUUAGCUGGUCACCAGAGGAGAUCGAAGAUGCCAGGAAGAAGAUGUUCAACACUGUUAUUCAGUCUGUGCCACAACCCACCAUUACAGUGCUGAACACGCCCCUGGUUGCAAAUCCUGGCACUGUUCCCCAUCUUAUCCAGGCAACUUUACCAGGCCACGUGGUGGGGCAGCCAGAGGGGACAGGGGGGCUGCUGGUCACGCAGCCCAUCAUGGCAAAUGGCUUGAAGGGCACCAGCUCCUCUUUCACCUUGGCAGUGACUUCUGUCCCCAAGCCACAGCCGGCAGCGCAGCACAGCACCGUGAGCUCCAGCAACACAUCGGGGGUCAAGGUGGUCAACAGCGGCCAGUCCCUGCUCACCGCCUGCCCUGCCAUCUCCUCGCAGACCUUCCUGGACCCCAACGUCUACAAAAACAAGAAGUCCCAUGAGCAGCUCUCAGCCCUCAAAGGCAGCUUCUGCAGAAACCAGUUCCCUGGCCAGGCUGAGGUCGAGCGGCUGACAAAGAUCACGGGCUUGUCCACCAAGGAGAUCCGAAAAUGGUUCAGCGACAGGAGGUACCACUACAGGAAUGUGAGAGGCGGCCGGGCCGUCUUCCCUGGAGACAGCGCUCUUGAUUCCCUGCCCGAAAUCACCUUAGACGUCCCACCCCGAGGAGCUGAGCUGAGCCCUGCGGCGGUGGCGGCCACGCCGGCCCCUCACCACCCACCACGGCGGCAGUCGUGGCACCAGGCGCCCGACUUCACCCCGACCAAGUACAAGGAGCGAGCGCCGGAGCAGCUGAAGGCCCUGGAGAGCAGUUUUGCCCAAAAUCCCCUUCCUGCCGAGGAAGAGGUGAACCGCCUGAGGGGGGAGACGAAGAUGACGCGGAGGGAGAUCGACAGCUGGUUCUCGGAGAGGAGGAAGAAGAAGGUGGCGGAGGAGAAUAAGAAAGUGGAGGAGGUGGCUCAGCAGGAGGACGAGGAGGCAGAGAAUGGCGGCGGGGAAGGGGAAGACUCCUCGGAUGAGCAGAGGGCCACGAGUGAAAACGGCUCAGUCGACGCCUCCGGCAGCAACCCCAGCGCGGCGGAGCGGAAGGUGAGUCCCAUCAAAAUCAACCUGAAAAACCUGCGAGUGACCGAGUCCAACGGCAAAAACGAGGUACCGGGGACCGGCGCAAAUGAAAAGGGGGACGGCAGCUCCAGCCGGCCGCCCACCCCUCCCAAAACCAAACUGAACUUCAAAAAAACGGCCCAGCAGCGGCAUCUGCUGAAGCAAAUGUUCGUGCAGACCCAGCGCCCCACGAACCAGGAGUAUGAUGCCAUCGUGUCCCAGACGGGCCUGCCGCGGGCCGAGGUCAUUCGCUGGUUCGGGGACAGCCGCUAUGGCUACAAGAACGGGCAGCUGAAGUGGUAUGAGAACUACCGGCGGGGGGUCUUCCCCCCGGGGCUGGUGGAGGUCAGCCCCGCCGGCCGGGAGGUGCUCGAGGACUACUACGAGAAGCACAAGGGGCUGCGGGAGGAGGACGUGCCCGGCCUCUGCGAGCGCGCCCGCCUCGGCGCCCAGCAGCUCAAGGUGUGGUUUGCGGUGAAGGCGGAGGAGCAGGGCAGGGGCUGCGGCCCCGAGGCGGCCGGCAGCCGGAAAGGGCCGUCGGAGAGCAGCGAGGCGUGGGAGCCGGGCGGCCAGGAGGGCAGCGCCGGGAGCCCCGCCGCGCCCGGGCCGCCGCCCGCCACAGGGCCGGAAACAGACUGAACUGAAGCCAGCAGCCCCGGAGGAUCCGCUCUUACCCUUGAGAAGAAAUCAGUGAUCUUUCAGAAGCCCAUGGGCCGGUCUGAGCCAAGCCUGAGGAGCAGCACGUGGUGAUGAAGCACUGCCAUACCUGAGACCUUUGAGCACAGCACGUGCUCACACUGGGCACUCGGUGCUGAGCUCUUGGUGGCCCAGCCUAGGAGAUGGCUGGGAGCUGGCAGGGGCUCAGCUCACACCCAGGAAAUAGGAUGCUCCUGUUUGCUUUCCAGUGACAGACUUUCAGAUUUCAUAUUCAUAUACCGAUGCCUACAGCUGCCUAUACAAGCAUAACAAAUCUCAGACAUUGUAAACAAGGUCAUUGCUUAGAUAUGGACUAUCAUGGCAUAGUACUUGUUUCUUUUUUCUUUUUUUUUUUCAUCUGUCCAUUUAGGUGUUUGUUCUCUAAAGGUUGGCAUGGCUGCAUAUAUCCUCUCUGCCCUUUCUGGUCCUUAAGCCCUGGCAGUGAAGAGCUUUGUGGGCACAUAGGUGUGAGUGUGUUAGGAAAGGGAAGGGAUUUGAGAAGAAAACUGCCAAUUUUGAAUUUGAGUGAGAUUCUCACCCCUCCAGAUGAGGUUAGAGUGAGCAUUGCAUACUCUCUGAUAAGCAGCAGGUUCCCAGACCGAGGCAGCCCAGGAGAUGGAGUUUGGUGUCAUUUGUCCCUUGCUGGCUAGAACACUUUCCCUGUGCUCCUGGAGACUGCCUGUAACAGCCUGUUAAAUCUCCAAGUCUCUCUUUAAUAUCUGAGAACUAGCACAUAAUAAUUUUUGCAUCCUGACCUGGAAUCCUUUUCAUUGUUUAGAGAGAACAGUCUGUUCUUCAGAGAACAAACACAGAGAGUCACAGCGUGGCUGUGAGUGGUUCAAGUCAUUGUUGUCACCAAGGCAGCGGCUCUGCUGCCACCAGGAAGUUUCCUUCUUGCAGCCCUACAUGGCAGAUCCUCCUGCAGCACCGCUGGUGAUUUCAAGUGUUUGUUCCAGUCCUUUUUGUUUUUCUUUUCUUAUUUUUCCCUUUUUUUUUUCCCCCCAGGCCAUGUGCAAUAGUUCUGGAAAAAGAGCAAAAUAAAUUUCCCAGUUAUCCUGCCUGCUGCCUGGUACCUGUACAUUUUUAAUGUGUGUUGUCUUGUGUGGUUGCUGUGUGAUGCAACUGCUUGGACAUUUUUGCUUUAAAUAUUCUUUUCUAAUAGAAAACAAAGUCUAGAAGGGAAACUCUUGAGCUGAAUAGUCCAGCCAAAUGCUGUGUCAGAUCGUUCUGUCACAAACUAAUCAAAUCCCAGCUCCAAAUUGGUUCCAUGUUUUGCCUUCACUUUUGCUCUUGGAAGGCUAGUCCAGAAAUUGACUGCCUUUGAGUGGUUAGAAACUGUAUUUAAAUUUCUAGUUUGAAUUAAUUUGUGGCUGGUACAUUCCUGGUUUGUUUUGGAGCCAACAUUGUCCUUUAACUUAAAUAGUUUUUGGUGUUUAUCUGCUGAUGUAUUUAUGGAGAGUAGUCAUAGCUCCCUAUUUUUUGCCAAGCCAACUCAGCCAAGCUUUUUCAGUAGAAGGUUUUUAUUUAGUGAGAGCUUUUUAAUGUGGGAGACUUUAUUGUUGGUGGUAAAUGAUAUUUAUUAGGAGGGUGGGUAGCAAACCCCACAGGAUCAGAUCCAGAGAUUUACAAAAAAUCUGUUUUAAAAACAAAAAAGCUCUUUCAGAACCUCUUCCAAAGAUGGUGUCUGAUUUCUACCUUUAACUGCCCUUGCUUUUGCAGUUCUUUCUUUGCCCCCUCUUCCAGAGGCCCCCUUGCUCAGCUGCUGGAAGGGGCUGUGGCUGCUCAGUGCUUUGGCAGAGGCUUCCCCUCGCCUGGUGGGAUGUGCUGGGUGCUUGUUCCUGAGCUCACAGGGCUUGCCUGGUGUGAGACCAUGGCCAGGUGUGACCAUCUGCUCCAGACAGGUGAGCUGCACCCCACGGAGAGCGGGGUGACACUGGGGUGUGCCCACUGUGCAUCCCACAGCCAGAGCAGCCACCCCAGCACGCUGUGAGCAGGGCUGCCUCCGACCUGGAGCAGCCUGUGUGGCACCAGGCUCCCUGAAUUUGCCUUUGGGAGCACUGCUGAUGGUUGUGACACAGUUGGAGGCAGGACCAGCAGCCAUCCCACCUUGGCUGGUGAUGGCUCAGCUGGUGGCAUCCCCAUGGGUCCCUCUUUGGGGACCAGGGACAGCUGCCCUGUGGUGACAGCCCCAGGGGUUCACCCUCAUGGGUGCAAUCCUGUGCACCCCAAAAUAUCAGAGAGGGUGGCAGAAUCUGGGUGGUUCUAGAGCUAAAAGCAGAUGUGGGAGUUGUGCAGCCUAAGAAUAUGGAUGUAUGUAAGUGUCACCUUCAGAGAACAAAUACAGGUAGGUCAAUUUACUCUGUAGUGUCUGUGUACAUGCAGGUUUAUUUAACUACACAUAUAUACAGUUCAAAUAUGCCAUUGAUUCUUUAUUGCAUUAUGAUGUACAUUACAAAUGUACACUUUUACUAACUACUUGCUAUAUAAAUACGUUGGAAGUGUAGUUUGCCCAUUCAAGGUGAUUUUCUGUGGGAUUUUUGAUGUACACUUUAGGGCCUAUGGCUGAUUGGAAGAGUGAUCCCCGCUCCAUCUACAGGAAUGCUUAAGGACUAUGGUAUGAACUGGUCCCUUCAAACCAUGUUUUGAUGCACUAGCUGAAAUAUUUUGCACUUGGAUUGUAUUCAGCCAGUUUUCCAGAAAAAUUGAAAAGAAGUCUUGUGAGCUAGAGGGAGAAUUUCCCGGUGUACACAGAAAAACCAGCCUUGAGGGUUGGAAGCUGCUGAGGUUUUUGAGCUUUGUCUCCAUGCAUUCAUACAAGCACAGCAGGAGUUUUCUUUCUUUUGGGUCGGAGGAAUUUUAAAAAGUGGUUCCAUGCAGACUCCCCUCGGACAUGGCAACGGGGCUGGCAAAUGCCUUUGCAUGGGGAGGGUAAGAUUUAGACAAAAAAGAAAUCAAAACAUGAUUGAGUUCCCUUUCUAACUCCUACAUUCCUUGUUAUCUGCAUUUUUUAGUUGACUUGAAAUCUCCGUAAAAGUAUAAGCUGAAGAUUUUUGAGGGUUUAGCUCUGUGGUCUUCUGUUUCUCUGCUGAGGAGGAGAAACAGGUGCCAUCUCCAAACAGACUGGGUUCUGGUGCAGGACAUUGGAAAAGUGUUUGCAUCUGAAACUGAAAAGAAAAAUUGAGAGGUGGCUUGACAGUCCCAACAGCAGCUCUUGUGGUGUUAAGAGGAAGUGUCACCACAAUUCUUCACAGUGUGUGAAUAUUUAUCAUCAUCUAAUCAAAGAUGACUAUCUUGACUUGAAAGGGGUGUAAGAUCGAGGUGAUGUAGCCAUCAUCAGUAAGGAAGGGAAAUUAAAUUCUCCACCUCCAUCCGCUGUGCCUGAGCUUGGGCUUGGCAGGCACAGCAGAAACCAUCAGUUUUAAUCCAUGUGAAUCUUGUUACUUGUGUCUCUGAGGCUGCUUAGAUUAAGGACACAAUCCAAUUGCUUAAUAACCCGAAACCCUGAUUUGUGUUUGCCCUGGCUUGCUCAUGGGAAGGGCUGCUGGUUCUCCUGGUGCAAGGAACUGAGUUUCUUUAUUCAUUGAUGUCAGCAGCUCCUGCCAUGAGAUUUCUGUGCAUUGUCCCAUGUUUCAUUUGGGUACCUUAUUUUUCAGCUCUGUAAUUAGCAUCCUUGAAAUUUAUUUUUUUUUUUAGCAGAACACUAAACAAACAAUGAUCUACAGGCUCCUGUCUCCACUUGCCUGAGAGCUGAGUGAUGCUGCACACCAGGCCAGCAGCAUGCUGGGAGGAUGGGCACAGGUGCUUGCAGGUACUUAGUGUGAUUUCAUGUCCCCUCCCUGAGCUGGUCACCAGGAGAAGCCACCAGCAAGAGCAGUAGCUGCUGGCAGAGAAGCACUGUAGUCCUUAACCUGGUUGGAGGAUGCUCACCAGAGCUGGAAGAUACCUGCUGGGUUAAUUUUUGUUAUAUGUCCCCUGACAGUUCAAGAGAGGGAAGCUGUAGGAGGCUGGUUUUUCAUUUAGGGUUUUGGGUAUUUCAUUUUUUUAAUUGGAAAGCAACAGAUUUUGGUCACCUGAAGAAGUGUUAUAUUGUUUUCCCUGCAGCCCCUCUGUUACAGAUAUAACAGAGGCAAACUGAUCAGAAGCUUGCUCAUUGGCAAUCAGAAGAAAAAUAUAAUUUUCAGCACUUGGGCACAAAUUACAAAGUGAACGGGAUGCUGCACAUUCCCAUUAGGGUGACAGUAUUCAAAAUGUUUGUAAAUGUCUUCACCCUGUUGCUCAGAUGAUUUUGGCUUUGCUCUCUUCAAAUCAGUCAAGGUCCUGAUGUGAUUCAGCUCACCUGUAAAGCUCUGGUGUCACUUCUCAGCUGAUCCCAAAACCAGCAGGGUAAGAUUAGCACAUGGAGGGGAACGAGGCACUUGCAGGCUAUCCCUGUUCUUCUGUUUAUUGAGGAAUUUAGUUUCUGCUGUAUGUUUACUGGCAGUGGUGUGUGCCAGGAAUGUUGGAUUGGCAUCAGAAAACUUGAAAGCAGAGCAAGUUAGCUCAGUUAUGUAAGCAGUGAUUUUUAUUUUUUUUUAAUUUUGGGUUUUCUUGUUAUGGCCCAAGUGCUCAAUAUGCUUUUGGCAUAUUCUGAUGGCACCCUUUUUCCCUGUACUGAUGGAAGGUGGUGUUAGGAGGAUUCUUGCUUACUGGUGCUAGUGAAGGUUGGGCUAGGAAUCCAUGGCAUAGAAAAUUUCUAGCUAAAAUUGCACUUUCUCUCUGCCCCAUCUGGCUCGUGGUGGUGUUAUGGGUACGUGGCUGUGAUUCCCCUUGCACAUACUAACAUUGCACUAAAAGAGAGACUUUGGGAACAGCGUGUUGAUCACUUUGUUUCUCAGCAGACCACAAAGUCAGCCUAACGGGGUCUCUUUUUUUUUUUUUUUUUUUUUUUUUUUUUUUUUUUUUUUUUUUUUUUUUUAAUUAUUGUUAUUUAGAAAUCACGCUGGUGCUGAAUGACCUGGAAUUUUUGCUUGGAUUUAUCCAAAGGAAAAUGUAAUUGUAGCUGCAACGGGACCUUUCAUAAGGGUGGCCGGUGCAGUGAGGGAGCAGGGUGAGAGCUCUGCUGUGUAAAGCUGUCUUUGUACCGGGGAGGUGUGGGGGGUUCCAGGGGGUUGUUACUUUGGUUUUUUUUUUUUCAAGACCACAAUUUUAAAUGGUCACCUUGGCAAUGGUGUGAAACAGGAAAUAGUUUUUACUUUUGGUAAAGGUUUUAAAGAGGAAACAAAAAAAGAAGCUGCCUGUGAUUGUGGGCUGUAGCUAUUAUUAGGGCUAGGGUAGCUUGUAUGUGCUAUGGACUUUACCUGCUCUUAUUCUGAGGGCAAGAACUCCCUGUAGCAACAAUGCCACUUCUGAGAAGUGAACGGCAAGUUUCCCUUCCUUUUGUAUAUGUGGAUGUGAGGGUGGGCAAGGGGAAGAGCUUGCUUGUACAGUUUGUUGAAAUGAAACCAGACAUUUUUGGUUGUUCCUAAAUAAAGAGCGUAAAAAUCAAA